GUUAUGUUUGAAAUGUUAAGCGCAUUGAAAAACAACACAAACCGUAAACACAAACACAUUUGGCGUUCAAAUAAAAAUAUAUGCAAACAAUUUGUGUAAUAAUUAAAUACAUUUAUUAAUUGUUACCACUUUUGCGAAGAAUGUGAUUAUAAAACACGUUAUAAUCGCAACACAAGUAAUCACACGAAUGGACGACACAAACGAUUACACGUUUAAAGUGUUGUGUUUUAGGAAAAUACAGAUCAAAGUUGUGGCGCUUCUCAUACGUGACCCGCGAGUGGACACGAGUGGAGCUGAGAGGACAGGCGCCCGACGAGUUGGCCUCGCAUUGCGCGGACAACAUCACUGGUGGUCGGGUCGGCCGCUGUUCAAAGAGUUGUGGCGCUUCUCAUACGUGACCCGCGAGUGGACACGAGUGGAGCUGAGAGGACAGGCGCCCGACGAGUUGGCCUCGCAUUGCGCGGCACUCGUCGACACGCGAUAUCUGUUUGUCUUCGGCGGCACUGGCUUUCCGUUCGGCGAGUCGUCCAGCAAUCGCCUGUCGGUCUGCAACCUGUCUUCGGGUGAGUGGAAGUGUGUGACCAAUAGUGACGAUACGGACGCCCCGAUCGAGCAGUACGGCCAGGCGUUGGCCGUCGACCCCAACGGUGACAGUAUAUACGUGUGCGGCGGCACAACCGGUUGGCUUUACAGUAUGUCUGUCCAUCGCUUUGAUCUGCGGUCUCAUCGGUGGCACAGUCUCUACUCACGGGGCGCCUACUUCGACAACGACUUUCCCGAACCUCGCUAUCGACACGAGAUUGUUGUCCACGAGAAUCGGCUGUAUGUGAUCGGCGGCGGCACUUCUUACAAAUGCUAUAAACUAUCGAAGAUCCCAGUGUUUGACGUGGAAUCGCGCCAAUGGCUGGCUAUGGAGACGAAGAACGAUCUGAAUGUGAUGGCGAACGGCGUGGACGGGUAUCCGACGCGUCGCCGGUGUCACGACUGUGUCCGCGCCGACGAGCACACGGUGUACGUCAUCGGCGGCACCAAUAAUGUGGUCAUUUUUGACGACGUGUGGCGACUCGACCUGCGGUUAAUGCAAUGGACACUUGUGCCCACACGACUGCCCCGCGCCGUAUACUUCCACUCGGCGUCGGUGUCGUCCACUGGCCGGCUGUCUGUGUUCGGCGGUGUUGUGUUGUGGUUAGUGUUGCUCGCGUCAUUGCUCAACAUGUGGCGCACCGAAUUCUAUGGCCGCGAGUGCCUUUACCGCAACCUUCGCCAAGAAGUAAUGCAAGUGGCGGCGGCUGUUGUCUGUGGGCUGCCUGACCUCAAGUCAGUCGACGAGAUACUGAUUGGUCUACAAAUACCUCCAAACAUCAGACAAACAUACCUUUAG
Messenger RNA from Medioppia subpectinata, 1381 nucleotides. Lineage: Eukaryota; Metazoa; Arthropoda; Arachnida; Sarcoptiformes; Oppiidae. The record is from the annotation of a GenBank genome assembly.